GCUGAGGGGUAUUACAGCUGACGGCUGGAAAGUCCCAUCCAUGACUCAGACCUCCCUUAUGAGAAGCUGCUGUCAGGGUCCCACCUCCUCCUGCCACAGACUUCCCAAACAUCCUGUUAUCCUGAGGGUAGGAAUGUCUUAAAGGUGUAUGUCCGAUCACAAGAUGGCGUCCUCCCAGACUGAAGUGGAACGUGCCAUUGUGACCAUAGUGAAAUGCUUCUUUGACCACGCCGGAGAGGAGGGCAAGAAAGAGACUCUGAGUAUCAGUGAAUUUGUGAGCCUUUCUAGCAAGGAGCUCCCACACCUGAUGAAGGACGUCUCCUUAGAGGAGAAGAUGAAGGAGCUGGAUAUUAAUCAGGACAAUGAGCUGAAGUUUAACGAGUAUUGGCGGCUGAUGGGCGAGCUGAGCAAGCAGAUUAAGAAAGAGAUCAAACCAAAGAAAUAGAGACGUCACCGGGAUGAUGCCGCAGUCAUCCAGGGUGCAGUGCUCACAUCCAGUGCACAGUGCUGUCAUUUCUGUCCUAUGACAUUAAAGACUAACCUUAUUAUCCUAUA
Bufo bufo (common toad) is the source of this 555-nucleotide messenger RNA. RefSeq names its product protein S100-A13-like. Gene Ontology annotation, molecular function: RAGE receptor binding. The record is from RefSeq and is a predicted model, not a curated record. NCBI's taxonomy places the organism in Eukaryota, Metazoa, Chordata, Amphibia, Anura, Bufonidae. Gene Ontology annotation, cellular component: perinuclear region of cytoplasm. Bases 149 to 445 code for a protein of 98 amino acids. The transcript is spliced from 3 exons. Gene Ontology annotation, biological process: positive regulation of cell population proliferation; positive regulation of canonical NF-kappaB signal transduction.